CCAGCCCAGUGGCUGGGCAAGAGACUCGCGGCGCGCCUGGGCGGCGUAAGUGUGCGGCGGCCGGACUGGCCCGACGGGCGGGAGCGGAGGACGCAGACGACCCGGGAGAGCGCGCUGUGCGCUGCCCACGUCCGCCUCCUCCACUGACUGCCCUUCGCCAGGCGCGGUGCCCCAACCCGGUGCCGGACCUGCCCGGGGGACCCCGCCCGGUGGCCUAGGAGGUCGUCAGUCCCGCCUUGUUUUUUAGACCCGGAGGACCUAGGCUCCCGGAGGACAAGGAACCGCCCAACAUGGCAUCGGAGAGCGGGAAGCUAUGGGGUGGCCGGUUUGUCGGCUCAGUGGACCCCAUCAUGGAGAAGUUCAACUCAUCCAUCACGUACGACCGGCACCUCUGGGAGGUGGACGUGCAAGGCAGCAAAGCCUACAGCCGGGGCCUGGAGAAGGCGGGGCUCCUCACCAAAGCCGAGAUGGACCAGAUACUCCAUGGCCUGGACAAGGUAGCUGAGGAGUGGGCUCAGGGCACCUUCAAACUAAACCCCAAUGAUGAGGACAUCCAUACGGCCAAUGAGCGGCGUCUGAAGGAGCUCAUUGGUGAAACCGCGGGGAAGCUGCACACGGGACGAAGUCGGAAUGACCAGGUGGUCACUGACCUCAGGCUGUGGAUGCGGCAGAAUUGCUCCACGCUCUCAGCCCUCCUCUGCGAACUCAUCAGAACCAUGGUGGAUCGGGCAGAGGCGGAACGUGAUGUCCUCUUCCCAGGGUACACACACCUGCAAAGGGCUCAGCCCAUCCGCUGGAGCCACUGGAUCCUGAGCCAUGCCGUGGCUCUGACCAGAGACUCUGAAAGGCUGCUGGAGGUGCGGAAGCGGAUCAAUGUCCUGCCCCUGGGGAGCCAGCACUCAGCAUGCAUGUGCGUGUGUGUACGGCCAGGGCCCGCCUGCGGGAGCGCUGGUCACUCAGUACCCCACCCACUCUGCAGCGGGGCGAUUGCAGGCAACCCCCUGGGUGUGGACCGGGAGCUGCUCCGAGCAGAACUGGACUUUGAGGCCAUAACUCUCAACAGCAUGGAUGCCACCAGUGAGCGAGACUUUGUGGCCGAGUUCCUGUUCUGGGCUUCACUGUGCAUGACCCACCUCAGCAGGAUGGCUGAGGAUCUCAUCCUCUAUGGCACCAAGGAAUUCAGCUUCGUGCAGCUCUCAGAUGCCUACAGCACCGGAAGCAGCCUGAUGCCCCAGAAGAAAAACCCAGAUAGCCUGGAGCUGAUCCGGAGCAAGGCGGGGCGAGUGUUUGGGCGGUGUGCUGGGCUCCUGAUGACACUCAAGGGACUUCCGAGCACCUACAACAAGGACUUACAGGAGGACAAGGAAGCCGUGUUUGAAGUGUCUGACACCAUGAGUGCCGUCCUCCAAGUGGCCACUGGCGUCAUCUCUACCUUGCAGAUUCACCGUGAGAACAUGGGACGGGCUCUGAGUCCUGACAUGCUGGCCACUGACCUCGCCUACUACCUGGUCCGCAAAGGGAUGCCAUUCCGCCAGGCCCACGAGGCCUCCGGGAAAGCCGUGUUCAUGGCCGAGACCAAGGGGGUCGCCCUCAAUCAGCUGUCACUGCAGGAGCUGCAGACCAUCAGCCCCCUGUUCUCGGGAGACGUGAACCACGUGUGGGACUACGGACACAGCGUGGAGCAGUACGAGGCCCUGGGGGGCACCGCGCGCUCCAGUGUCGACUGGCAGAUCGGCCAACUGCGAGCUCUCCUCCGGGCACAACAGGCCUAAAGCCCUCCCCACGCCUCUCCCAAAUAAAGGAGAGUGGGAAUACACCGAGGCAGGAAGUUGCUGGGACACCUCCCUCCAUCUCUCUCUACUGCCUCCAUUGACGGGGGACACCUCAGCCUGAAUGGAGACUGUUUCCAGGUGAUCCUGUUAAGUUCUUCCUUAAGUGAAUUGCAUU
This is a messenger RNA of Cervus elaphus (red deer), 1947 nucleotides long. RefSeq names its product argininosuccinate lyase (gene ASL). Gene Ontology annotation, molecular function: argininosuccinate lyase activity. The transcript is spliced from 17 exons. Gene Ontology annotation, cellular component: cytosol. The record is from RefSeq and is a predicted model, not a curated record. Bases 291 to 1772 code for a protein of 493 amino acids. NCBI's taxonomy places the organism in Eukaryota, Metazoa, Chordata, Mammalia, Artiodactyla, Cervidae.